CUCCAACACCAAAAGCCGUCCAGGACCAACUUGAAGUUGUUACUAUAUCGCCGUGUAGCCUCUACAUUCCAGAUUUGAUAGAACCCCUGCGUUGAGAUAUUGCAUGCCGCCGAUAUUCGCAAGCUCUGAGUCACAUAAUCUUCUGCGAUUUCAUCUCUCAAACUUCACAAUACUUUAUCAACAUAUCAAAAUCUCCUGAAUCUACCAUUUCAGGCUCAUUUCAACACCAAGAGAUCAUCAUGCCUCCACCCCACCUUGACCACAUAGUCAUAUUCGUCCCCUACGCUUCUCUCCAAUCCGUUCCCACCUGGCUCACAACCCACUUCACUGUCUCCCCCGGCGGCCGUCACGGCGACAACAAGACCGAGAACAAACUCAUCCUGCUACCUGACGGCUGCUACAUCGAGCUGAUCGCAUUCAUUGACGACGGCGCUACCUCGCGCGAGGGUCACUGGUGGGGCGACAAGAAGACCGGUAUCGCAGAUCUCGCAUUCACUACAGAAGGCGCCGCUGGGCCUUGCAUAGAUGGUGUAGCUGAGCGACUGACCAAAUCCAACGCAGAGGGUGGACUACAGGUCGUUUACCAACAGCCGCAGCGGGGUGCAAGGAACCGGCCGGAUGGAACGCGUGUGGAGUGGGAGGUUACGUUUCCCACGGGCAAGGGUGUGCAGAGGGGGUUGGCCCCUUUCUUCUGCCAUGAUGUCACGCCGAGGGAUUUGCGAGUGCCAUUGAGAGAGACGAGUGCGAGACAUCCGAGCGGAGCGUAUGGUGUGAAGAGCUUGACGAUUAUGAUUCCAGGAGAGGAGGUUGCAGGAUUGGCGAAGACGUGGGAGGCGAUUUUGGACUCUAAGAAUGAGGGCACGGAGAAAGAGGCGAGGUUCACGGUUGGAAGCGUGCAUAAGGUGGAGGAUACGCCAGACCCGGUUAUCAUUAUCAAAGCGCCGGAGGAGGAAUGGCAGAAGGAAAGAGUGAAAGAUAUGGGCUUUCUGAUUAGCGAUCUGAAGAUUGGCGCUUUCAACACAGUUCUAGCGGGGACUGAAAAGAGAGUGGAUGCAGACGAGGAGUUUGAUUUUGGAAGGAUGCUCUUGGAAUACCCGUUACCGCCUGCUUGGCCGAGAGCGGAUGGAAUGGAAGCGGUGGGACAGAGGGUGUGGAGUGGCCCCCCGGUGCCGUUUCAAGUUUCGCGUACCCACAACGCAAAAGUAGAAGAGGUGAGUUUAAAGAUACAUGCUUAGGAUAAGAACAUAGUAUGAGGCACUUCUGCACCUAUAAUAGAUUUUGACCCUGCUAUCGAGAGAUA
Messenger RNA from Mytilinidion resinicola, 1300 nucleotides. RefSeq lists its product as uncharacterized. The transcript has a single exon. Lineage: Eukaryota; Fungi; Ascomycota; Dothideomycetes; Mytilinidiales; Mytilinidiaceae. The coding region runs from base 240 to 1235 and encodes 331 amino acids. The record is from RefSeq and is a predicted model, not a curated record.